GCGCGCCGGGGAGCGCGGGUUCCCCUUCCGGAGCGGCCGCCGCCCCCCCGCCCGCCGGGUUCGCUUCCGGCGCCGUCCGGGCUCCGUUCCUGCCGCCGCCGCCGAGCGCGGCGCGGGGCCCAUGGAGCCGCGGCCGUGAGGCGCCCCCGGCCCGGGCCCGCUGCGGGAGCCGGGCGGAGGCCGGAGCCGGGUGCCGCCGGAGCCGGAGGAGAUGGACAAACUGACCAUCAUCUCAGGAUGCCUCUUCCUGGCUGCCGACAUCUUCGCCAUCGCCAGCCUGGCGAACCCGGACUGGAUCAACACCGGCGAGUCCGCGGUGACUGUGACAGGAGAAGUUAUUUGCCCUUUCAUGAACCUGUUUGGAUUGCAUGCUGAGAAUACAAAUAAAAGGAGGAUGAUACAGAGAAUGAAGAUUUAUGUACCAUCAGGUCCUAGAGCCUCUGACUGAUGGAGAUAGACACAGAUCUGAGAAACUGGAGAUAUGGCCAAGAAGAGGAUCUGUGCAGGGUGCUCUCACAGUUGGCCUUGUGCGACAGUGUCAAACCAUCCAUGGACGUGACAGGACCUGUAUUCCUCCACGGCUGCCUCCCGAGUGGGUCACUACGUUAUUUUUCAUCAUAAUGGGAAUCAUUUCACUAACUGUCACAUGUGGCUUGCUGGUGGCUUCCCACUGGCGAAGAGAAGCUACUAAAUAUGCCCGCUGGAUAGCUUUCACUGGAAUGAUUCUAUUCUGUAUGGCAGCUCUAAUAUUUCCAAUAGGAUUUUACAUCAAUGAAGUUGGAGGUCAACCCUAUAAAUUACCCAAUAACACAGUGGUUGGGUCUUCGUAUGUACUGUUUGUCUUAUCCAUUUUCUUUACAAUAGUGGGACUUCUAUUUGCUGGCAAAGUUUGUUUACCUGGCUGAUGAAUGUCUGGACUGCAGGACUUUAUUUUGGAAAAGAGCAAGACAUCAGAAUUGCAUUCUCAGGAGGAUGCCUAAAUCAGACUAUCAAACACUGACUGAAAAAAGGAAUGCUUUGACUUGUUCUCACUAUGCACUUUGGAUGAAAAAAAGGAGAGCCUUUCCCAUAACCAAAUACAGACCACGUUGACUAAUCUCCUGAGCAUACUUCAAUGCAGUCAGGUCUGCACUGUGAUAGGAACUAGUGAAGAAUGCUUUACACUGACAAGCAAAACGCCCCACGUUACUGGACUGUUCUGUUUUUAAUGUCUAACAAUUUGGAAGUCAAAGUAUUUAUGAACUUUGUGGUGGACCAGAGGGUUGUGGAGGAACUCAAGUGAGGCUGGCCUCGCUGUUUAGGAGAUUAGUUUUACAUCUUCCUUCUGAUGAGCAAAGCCUUUGGCACCAAUGUGGAUCAAUCUUGCAUUACUGCACCAAGAAGCCAAUAGAUCAAAACAUGUUCUCUCAACGUAUGUAACAGCAAAAAGACAAACUUCCCCUGCUCCCCCACAAGCUCUAGGAAACACUAAGGAACAUUUUAGAGGGGGAUUUCGUCCUUAUAUUUAUAUAAAUAUAUAUAUAUAAAUAUAUAUAUAUUUUGCUGAUGCAGUAUACAGUGUGUGUGUAUGUGUGUGUGUGUGUAUAUACACAUAUGUAUAUAUAUGUAUAUACACACAGAUGAUUCCUGGAAAAGAACUCAGAAUGCUUUGCUAGCAAAACACUGUGGUGUGCAAAACUAGAACUCAAUAGAAAAAAGCCAUUUUUCUGAAGGCCACAUAGCUGAGAGUCUUCAGUUUACCUCAUUCUUUGUAGCAGCCCUUGAUUUUAACAGUUUUUUGUAAUAGGUACAAACGAUCCCAUGCCUUUCUAGGUGCAAUUUUAAGUUAAGCUAAAGUUCUUUUUAUGGUAAUUUAUUUGUAUAUGAGGGUAGAAGGUGAGAUCAUGUCAUACCUUAAAAUCCUAAUUUUGGGAAACUGACACUAUUUAAAUUAUUAGCAACUGUUGUACAGAAAAAUCUCUUUUUUUCUACUUCAUUGUUACAUUAGCAUUCAUACAUGUUCAAGCACAGCAUUUUACCAUAGGUAAGCAUUCCUUUUAGCACAUAUAAAAUGCAAUGUUUAAAGUAAUGCAAACACUAUCCCACUGCAAAGAUGGAUGAACUUAUUUCAGCUGAGUAUUAAUUCAUCUUUGCCAAAAAAAGAGCAAUAUAAUUGUUAAAAAUGUAUGCCUUGUUUACUAAAGUUGUUAUUUUAAAUGUAGAUUUAAUGGCCACCAAAAUUUGGAGUAAAUAUUCCGCACUAAAAGUAGUUUUAUUUUUCAACACGUGGAUAAACCAUUGAAUCCACAGACAUCUUAAUUCACUGCAAGGUUGGUGUUCCAGGGAAGCUGCCUGCACUGUCAGUAUUUGUUUUCCUGUUAUUCAUAGCUUUUCUGAGAUUCAUUCGGAAAACAAAAAAAAAUCUGUUUUGAGCACUGUUUCACUGAACUUACUAGAGGAACUGCAUUAAUGUAUAGACAGUCAUUUUAGGAUGAGAUUUAUGUUAAAGUAAAAGCAGCAGGUUCCAAAGUAAUCACUUACCAGAUAAGGUGGAGUGUUUAAAAAUAACACAGUUUGCACAAUUCUUUUAAACUCUGUGCCAUUCAGACCAUUGUGGGUCCCUGCCUUUCUCCAUUUCUUCCUUCUCCCCCACCCAAGGUAUUUUAGUACAAAAAUGUAAUUUGUUAAUGUCUAUUUUCUUUUGAAAUUUUUGACCAAACUUGCCACUGGAAUGGUUUCUAAGUAAUUUUUUUUUCCAGUCAGCUCAUUCACAAGCAGAAUGGAGUGUUUAUGGAUCACUAAAUUUUUCCAAAGUGUACUAAUCUGUAAAUACAGCCAAGCACUUACUUGGAAGUCAUGGUUUAAUAAUUAUAAUUUGGUUCUUAAUUUAAGCCUUCAUCUGCAUGGGCAGUCUGAGGCUCCUAGUGAUAGUGGUGGAGGUAAAAGGCAGGGUUCAGCUGCUUGAUAUGUUUCAAAAUUCUGGUGUUAUCACUACUGUGUCCUAAGAUAAAGUAUUCACUAAAACUUGGAUUAGAAAUUAUCUUUUCAGAAAUGUUACACUUGUAAAUAGUUCAAGAUUUUUGUGACUGGAACACAGCUGGGGGGUGGGGAGAGUUUCUAAGCUGCUAAAAUUUCUUUCCCUUCCCGCCCCUCCAACUUACUUCAGUUAUUGUAACAUCAUGUGGAUUUAGGCUUUGAUUAAAUGGAUCAUAAUAAUAAUUAAAAAAAAAAACAAAGAAAAACUUAUCUUGGAGCAUACCCAGACUGUGGCUGGCUGACUGGAAAUUGAUCUGAUCUGCCAGUGCUAUUGCUAUGAAUUAUUAAAUGUUAGCAGAGGUUUAGCAAAUAGAUUUAUUAAAUAUUUGAGCAUUUCAAGUCCAGAAAUAGAUGCGGCCAAAUGCAUUUUAAAAAAACCCAAACCAGUAAUUGAAGAGACAGCUGUCAACAGUUGCUUUUAAUAAGGUCACUAAGUACUAUAUAGUACAGUAUUAAUUUAUAGCAGAAAAUCAUAUCUUGUAAACUGUAUAUAAAACACUGUUUUAUGGUGCAAUCAUUUGUCAAACUUAUGUCUGUUACUUUUGUUUUAAAGUUGUGUGCAUUCUUUUCAUACCUAAGAGCAUCACUGUAAAAUCUGCUGAAGACUAUUUAUAGGUUUUAUUUGCACAAGGUCUUGUUUUGAACUACAGGAAGUUCGUAUUGAACAUGCCUAAACAUCUGUAGACUUUUUCAGUUCAUGAAUAGCAAAUGUUUCCAUAUGAAUCUUCUCCAAAGGUAAUCCCAUAUUUGUGUUGAGUGUUUACAUAAACUUUUCUGAUUCUGCCAGCCAUUAUUUUUUAACUUUUUGAAGGACAGCUCAUUUUAUACAUCACUAGAGAAUUCCAUUCAUUCUUUUGCUUCUAAAUCCUCCCAAAGGUUUGAUACCCCAUCAUAAUGUAAUUUGUGCACACUUUGUCAUUUAUUCGGCUAACAAAAUGUAAGAUUGGAAACUUGAAAACACUUUCAGAAGGAAAAACUAAAGUCAAUUUGUCUGUAUAAACCUCACCAUUGAGCUCAGCUGAAAGAAUCGCCUGGAAGCAGUUUGGCUGAGUCCCGGGGAGGGUGUGCUUCCCCGGGCACAGAGCCGCAUUUCAGGCGCUUCGUGCCUGCCGCUGUCCCGCGGGCAGAGCCACACUCCGAGCCCGGCCCUCCUGCCGUCCCUGCGUUCCCGAGCCGUUGUUUAACCACUCCACAACACAGCUGCAGGUUCCUGUUCGCCCCGACACACACACAGGAGAAUGGAAGCUGUCCUUUAAAACCUUUGUGAAGGAUGAACAUAAUGAAGGAAAUGGUGUCUGCCCGGGCUCGAGGCCGCGCCCGCCGCCUGCGCCCCCCGGCCUUUACUGAGGGUUGUUUUCUAUUGGUUAGAGCAUUUUUUCAAUUAAUGAUUUCCGAACAAAUGUUAAUACAAACUGUAUAAAAUGAACAUAAUUUUCUUCACUUGUAUUUUUGUUAUUGAGCAAGUUUAUCAAAAUAAAUUGUCUACUAAAG
This is a messenger RNA of Passer domesticus (house sparrow), 4506 nucleotides long. RefSeq names its product modulator of smoothened (gene MOSMO). Gene Ontology annotation, cellular component: ciliary membrane; Golgi apparatus. The coding region runs from base 417 to 905 and encodes 162 amino acids. Gene Ontology annotation, biological process: negative regulation of smoothened signaling pathway. The record is from RefSeq and is a predicted model, not a curated record. The transcript has 5 exons. Lineage: Eukaryota; Metazoa; Chordata; Aves; Passeriformes; Passeridae.